CUCGCGCUGUCGUCAUUUCCUGUAAGAAGGUAAAGUGGACCCAAAGAAAAGUGAUGUGCUAUGGAUUAUCUUCCUAAACCUGGUCUUUUCAGCAUAAUCGCUGGAGUUGCCUGUGGGGUAUGCCUCGGCUGGGGCAUUCGCGCCCGCUUCGUCCGGCCGUCCAAUAUCAAAAUGGUCCUGACUGCCAACGAACUGGGCAACGAAGCCAGCGUGAUGGGCGAGUCUGGAGAAUUCAAGAUGGUGAUGGUUGUCCGGAACGACCUGAAGAUGGGCAAAGGCAAAGUGGCCGCCCAGUGUUCCCACGCGGCGGUUUCGGCCUACAAACAAGUCCAGCGCCGAAACCCCGAACUUCUCAAGCAGUGGGAGUAUUGUGGGCAGCCCAAAGUGGUUCUCAAGGCUCCCGAUGAGGAAACACUUGUUCAGCUCCUGGCUGAGGCUCAAGGGCUUGGCUUGACGGUGAGCUUAAUCCAAGACGCAGGCCGCACUCAGAUAGCCCCUGGCUCGCGGACUGUGCUGGGCAUCGGACCAGGACUGGCUGAGAUCGUGGACAAAGUUUCCGGACAUUUAAAACUCUACUGAGUCUGUCGUGUGCGGCGGAAAUAUUAGAAAAUCAAGAGUGAAUUUAAAACAAAAAUUGGAAAGCCCACAAAACGCCAAAAACAAUGACGAUCAAAUUCAAUCAUGUUUUCCCCCAUUGUCCUCAUUUGGUAUACAUAAAACACACCACGUAUCUA
Molecule: messenger RNA, 734 nt
Organism: Elgaria multicarinata webbii
Lineage: Eukaryota; Metazoa; Chordata; Lepidosauria; Squamata; Anguidae
Gene: PTRH2
Product: peptidyl-tRNA hydrolase 2
Exons: 2
Coding region: 61-579 (172 amino acids)
Biological process (GO): positive regulation of anoikis; negative regulation of anoikis
Cellular component (GO): cytosol; mitochondrion
Molecular function (GO): peptidyl-tRNA hydrolase activity
Source: RefSeq, a predicted model, not a curated record